CUGAGCCAUACAUAUUUCUUCUUUUAUCGUAGACGUUUCGAUUUUUCUUUGCGUGUUAAGCGGUUAACAAUCUAUUAGUAACUUAUUUAUUUAAAUUUGGUUUAUUAGUCUUCAAACGUAAAAAGCAAGAGAAAAACAAAUGCAAAUAUCAAAAUAAAAAGUAAUACUAUUGAAACCGAGAAAGUCAAACGUCACAAAGAAGCCAAACCAAGCGAAAGUGUUAGUGAGAUUGAGUAAAAUCUCAAUGCAAGUACAAAGAGUUGAGAUAUAAAAUUGUGUAAAUAAGAAUACAAAAGAAUAUUUGUUUGUCCUCAAAGAGAAAAGGAAACAACGAGGAUUUUUAUCCACCCAAGAACAAACCAAUUUUUAUUACAAAAAAUAAACAAUAACAACUACAACACAAUCAUACACACCAAACAAUGUCGAUAAACAAAUUCACAAAAGGCCUUUCUGCGGACGAAAAAGCAGAGAUUCAGGAGAAAUUCACAGAGAUUGAUGCCAACAAAGAUGGCUUCAUUGAUCUUAGCGAGCUUAAAUCUGCUUUGGAUCAAGUUGGCUUCAAAUUGCCUGGCUAUCAAGUGCGUGAGAUGAUUGAUGAAUUCCAAAAUAAACAGCGCACAGCCCAUCAGGGCAAACUUAAUUUGGAGGAGUUUGAAAAUUUGUGUUUGGAUCUCAAGUCAAAGGAUGUUGCCAGCACAUUCAAGACCGUCGUCUCAAAGAAGGAAAAUCUUGAAACCUUGGGUGGUAUGUCGAGCAUCUCAUCGGAAGGUACAACACACUCGGUGCGCUUGGAAGAGCAAUUGGCUUUCUCCGAUUGGAUCAACUCCAACUUGGGCCACGACCAAGAUCUGAAACAUCUACUUCCCAUAGAUGCUGAGGGCAAACGCUUGUACCAAUCAAUUAAGGAUGGUAUUUUGUUGUGCAAAAUUAUUAAUCACUCCUGCCCCGAUACCAUUGAUGAGAGAGCCAUUAACAAGAAAAAUCUCACUGUCUAUCGUGAGUUUGAGAACUUGACAUUGGCUUUGGUUUCGUCGCAAGCUAUUGGUUGUAAUAUUGUCAAUAUUGAUGCCCACGAUUUGGCCAAGGGCAAACCUCACUUGGUUUUGGGUUUGCUAUGGCAAAUCAUUCGCAUUGGUCUCUUUAGUCACAUAACCUUGGAUAGCUGCCCGGGAUUGGCAGGGCUUUUGUUCGACAAUGAACGUUUGGAAGAUUUAAUGAAAAUGUCACCAGAAGCUAUUUUGCUACGUUGGGUCAAUCAUCACUUGGAGCGUGCUGGCAUUUCCCGCCGUUGUACCAACUUCCAAUCGGAUAUUGUUGAUUCGGAAAUCUAUACGCAUUUGCUCAAGCAAAUUGCUGGUAACGAUGUCGAUGUCAAUAUGGAUGCCUUGCAUGAAAAAGAUUUGGUAUCUCGUGCCGAAAUUAUGUUGCAACAAGCAGCCAAAUUGAACUGCCGCAGCUUCUUGACACCACAGGACGUUGUCAAUGGGGUCUACAAGUUAAAUUUGGCUUUUGUUGCUAAUCUAUUCAAUAAUCAUCCUGGCCUAGACCAACCGGAACAAGUUGAGGGUCUUGAAUCCAUUGAGGAAACGCGCGAAGAGAAAACUUACCGUAAUUGGAUGAACUCCAUGGGUGUGAGCCCACAUGUGAAUUGGUUGUAUUCGGAUUUGGCUGAUGGCUUGAUAAUCUUCCAAUUGUGCGACAUUAUUAAGCCUGGCAUUGUCAACUGGAAUCGCGUCCACAAACGUUUUACACCGCUGCGCAAAUUUAUGGAAAAAUUGGAGAAUUGUAAUUAUGCUGUGGAGUUGGGCAAGCAACUUAAAUUCUCCCUGGUUGGUAUUGCUGGGCAGGACCUGAAUGAUGGAAAUGCAACCUUAACUCUAGCUCUCAUUUGGCAACUGAUGCGAGCCUAUACUUUAUCUAUCCUCUCCCGAUUGGCCAAUUCUGGCAACCCAAUUGUCGAAAAGGAGAUUGUACAAUGGGUCAACAGUAAACUUUCAGAGGCCGGCAAAGAAACGUCUCUCAAGAAUUUCAAUGAUCCAGCCAUUGCUGAUGGUAAAAUUGUUAUUGACCUCAUUGAUUCCAUCAAGGCUGGCAGUAUUAAUUACGAUUUGGUGAGAACCGGUGGAACAGAAGAGGAUAACUUGGCCAACGCUAAAUAUGCCAUUUCUAUGGCACGCAAGAUUGGUGCACGAGUUUAUGCUCUACCAGAAGACAUCACUGAAGUUAAACCCAAGAUGGUUAUGACCGUGUUCGCCUGCAUGAUGGCUUUGGAUUACAUCCCCAACAUGGAUAGUGUUGAGAAUCAAAACAACAUUAACAAUAGCAAUUAAAUGACAAGCCAAGAUGCCAAAUGCAACAACAUACCAACCUAAACAUCGAGAAUAAAUCCACCUCCACAACAAAUAUUUAUGAUAAAAACUGAUUGAUUUAUGAGAGAAAGAAAAUGUGAAUUGAAAAGAAAAUAACAAAAGGGAUGGGUAUUGUGCAUAAGGAAGCUUUUAAAAUGACGAUUCGAAUCAAGCAGUAUUGGAACAUAGUGCCGUUUUUUGUGCAGCGAUUCACAUAAAGGACCAUAACCUUCCUGAAGCAUAUACACAUACACACAAACCACGCCAAUUAAGUAAUUAUGUAUUUAUAUAUAUUUUUUUAGACUUACGUAUAUUUUUUGUACAAAUGUAACCCGUUGAAAUUAAAUGAUAAUCUUUUAAGCUUAAAUUUCAACGUCAUUUGUAAGCUUGUUUUGACUUACUUUUUAUAUACUACUAUUAUAAAAAUACGUACCGAUAUGAUUUUAAAGUAAAUCUUUUAUUUUGUUGAAUUUCGAUUGCGUUCUACGUAGAAAUAUUUUGUUUCAAAAAACCUUAUUUUAUAAAUAAAGGUUAAGCUAUAGAAAUAAAAAGCAUAAACAAACAAUGAGAGCAGUGCAUAAAAAAAUACAAAGAGGAGGAGUAGGCACAUUUGCUAUUAAGAUGUGAGAAAUAAAUAAAUAUAUAUUUUUAUACGACUGUCUGUAUCUCUCUAUUUAAUUGUAAGCUUUGGCAGAAACCUUGCAGCCAUCAUGUCUUUCAGUUCCUUAACAGUUCAGACAAAAAUCUAGCACAAGAAAUUUGCGCGCUCUACAAGACGCACAUUGAUUUUCAGAAAAAUUACAAAUAUCCGCCUCAGUGCCAUCAAGUAAUUGUGGAGCAAACUACAAGAGACACAAGCAUUCAUUUUAUACGCGUGCAACUACACAAGUGCGUGGAAUGUGCAAUAGAAACUACCCUCCACCUAUAUAGAUAGGUAUAAACGAAUUUUGUCGUAUGUCUAAGCUUAACCCCUUGAGGCACGAAGAGUUGUAUAGAAAAAAAAAGACACCACAUAAUUUAAGUUUUAUUUUUUUUUUUAAUUUUAUUUUAAAUAAGUUUAAAGGUCAUAAGAGAAAAUAAAUCGAAAAGAAAAUCCACAAGUAUCUGUAUUCUGUAUAAAGAUUAUAAAAACCAAUAAAAAAUAAAUUCAAACAAAAACUGCAACAUAA
Messenger RNA from Musca domestica (house fly), 3517 nucleotides. RefSeq names its product plastin-3-like. The record is from RefSeq and is a predicted model, not a curated record. Gene Ontology annotation, biological process: actin filament bundle assembly; actin filament network formation. The transcript has 5 exons. Bases 420 to 2330 code for a protein of 636 amino acids. Lineage: Eukaryota; Metazoa; Arthropoda; Insecta; Diptera; Muscidae. Gene Ontology annotation, cellular component: actin filament bundle; cytoplasm; actin filament. Gene Ontology annotation, molecular function: actin filament binding; calcium ion binding.